AUGCAUCUCAGUAGUAUUUUUCUUCUCUUUUGCGUAUCGAUUAGUGCAGUUUCACCAUAUUUUUGGGAUAAUUUAAAAUGGCCACCAUGGAAAUCUUCAGAUUUUACAAGUACAAAUGGAACAUGUUCUUAUUUUGUACAACAUCCUGAUCGAGCUGAAAUUGCAAUUGAUAAGAUCAAUAAAACAUUACAUAUAACAAAUGAAAUGGCACAAAUUUUUGCAUCGACUAUAAAUUAUUUAAAUAUACCUGAUAAUCAAGAGAAAUUAACGAAUAGUACAAGUACAUGUUCAACAUUUUUCAAUGAAGUUAAAGAUGGUCUUGUAGCCGAUAUGAAAAAUAAUAAUUCUACUUUACAAAAUGCUGAAAAUAAAGCAGAAGAAAUAUUUAACAAUUUUCAGGAUAUUUUUAAAAAUUUAUUUCAUUGA
Molecule: messenger RNA, 426 nt
Organism: Adineta steineri
Lineage: Eukaryota; Metazoa; Rotifera; Eurotatoria; Adinetida; Adinetidae
Source: the annotation of a GenBank genome assembly